AUGCCGGGGGAUUUUGGGGACAGCGGCGGAACCACCGCGGGCAGCGGCGGUCCCAAAGCGAAGAAGAGCAACGCGGGGAUCCGGCGGCCGGAGAAACCGCCUUAUUCCUACAUCGCCCUCAUCGUCAUGGCCAUCCAGAGCUCGCCCUCCAAGCGCCUGACCCUCAGCGAGAUCUACCAGUUUUUGCAGAGCCGCUUUCCUUUUUUCCGAGGCUCCUACCAAGGCUGGAAAAACUCGGUGCGCCACAACCUCUCGCUCAACGAGUGUUUCAUCAAGCUGCCCAAAGGGCUGGGACGCCCGGGGAAAGGCCACUACUGGACCAUCGACCCGGCCAGCGAGUUCAUGUUCGAGGAGGGCUCGUUUCGCCGCCGCCCCCGCGGUUUUAGGAGGAAAUGCCAAGCGCUGAAACCCAUGUACAGCAUGAUGAACGGGCUGGGUUUCAACCACCUCCCCGAAAGCUACGGCUUCCAGGGCUCGGCCGGCGGGCUCUCCUGCCCCCCCAACAGCCUUUCCCUCGAAGGGGGCUUGGGGAUGAUGAACGGGCAUUUAUCCGGCAACGUGGAGGGAAUGGGGCUGGCCGGACACUCCGUGCCCCAUCUGCCUUCCAACGGUGGGCACUCCUACAUGGGCAGCUGUACCGGCUCCUCGGCGGGGGAUUACCCGCACCACGAAAGCUCCGUGCCCGCCUCCCCGUUGCUCGCCGGCGGCGGCGUGAUGGAGCCCCACUCGGUUUAUUCCAGCUCGGCCUCGGCGUGGGCUCCCUCCGCUUCGGCGGCUUUGAACACCGGCUCGUCCUACAUCAAGCAGCAACCCCUCUCGCCUUGCAACCCCACGGGCAACCCGCUCUCCUCCGGCCUUUCCACGCAUUCCCUCGACCAACCCUACCUGCACCAGAACACCCACAACGCCGCCGAGCUGCAAGGCAUCCCGCGGUAUCACUCCCAGUCUCCGAGCAUGUGCGACAGAAAGGAAUUCGUCUUCUCUUUCAACGCCAUGGCCUCCUCCUCCAUGCAUUCAGCGGGCAGCGGCUCCUAUUACCACCAACAAGUGACAUACCAGGACAUCAAACCGUGCGUUAUGUGA
Haliaeetus leucocephalus (bald eagle) is the source of this 1083-nucleotide messenger RNA. RefSeq names its product forkhead box F1 (gene FOXF1). The transcript has 3 exons. Lineage: Eukaryota; Metazoa; Chordata; Aves; Accipitriformes; Accipitridae. Gene Ontology annotation, molecular function: RNA polymerase II cis-regulatory region sequence-specific DNA binding; DNA-binding transcription factor activity, RNA polymerase II-specific. The record is from RefSeq and is a predicted model, not a curated record. Gene Ontology annotation, cellular component: nucleus. Bases 1 to 1083 code for a protein of 360 amino acids. Gene Ontology annotation, biological process: regulation of transcription by RNA polymerase II; animal organ morphogenesis.